Cylicostephanus goldi is the source of this 527-nucleotide messenger RNA. NCBI's taxonomy places the organism in Eukaryota, Metazoa, Nematoda, Chromadorea, Rhabditida, Strongylidae. The record is from the annotation of a GenBank genome assembly.
AUGAAGAGGUUUCUGGUCGAUUCUGGUCUAGGAUCUUUACGAGUCUCAUGCAACACGACAAGGCAUGAUACUGCCCGGCUGCAGUACGAAAGAUACCUAGCAGCAUCGUACCAGAACUAUGUCGAUCCCGAAUGCGCUGUACUUGAAGGCCACAAGCCCAGAACUCAGCUGCUCACUUACAACGACAGCUAUGUCAUGGCUUGUGCGUACGCGUACAACAAGCUGGCGCUGUACGCAGAGGAAGAGCAGCGUAAGUACGCGGACCGCGUAGAACGCGUCAGGGCAAUGAUCCGCAUUGUCGACUUGGGACUGAAUGAAGAGAAUGAAGAGGAUUCGACCUCGUCCGAUGGUAACGACGACGAAGACGGUAGUUCAUACUUGAUUUUUCAUUAUAUAGACUCUACAGCCGAGUCUGCAGGAGGAGAUCGCCCAAGCAGCGACGAGGGAGAGUCCUCUUCACAUGAUCAGGACGAAGAAAAUGAUGAUAAUAACAUGGAUUAUGGUGAUCAAGGUACGUUCCUCUAGCC